Grus americana (Whooping crane) is the source of this 3083-nucleotide messenger RNA. It is a transcript of the gene ENTREP1, whose product is annotated as endosomal transmembrane epsin interactor 1. The coding region runs from base 52 to 2127 and encodes 691 amino acids. Gene Ontology annotation, cellular component: membrane. The record is from RefSeq and is a predicted model, not a curated record. The transcript is spliced from 11 exons. NCBI's taxonomy places the organism in Eukaryota, Metazoa, Chordata, Aves, Gruiformes, Gruidae.
GCCAGCGGGGCGGGAGUCGAGGGUCAGGACGGGAACCUUGCGACGGGCUUGAUGCCGGCCGCGGAGGCGGCCCCGGCAUCGCCCCGCGGUGUCGCGGACGGGCAGGCCGGUGUGCCCGCCGAAGGCGGAUCGCGGCAGGGCGGGCGGGCGGACACUUGCCCCAAGAUGCAGCUGGAGGCUACGGCCAGGGCCGGCGCGGCGCCGUCCCCCCCGGCGGAGCGCAGAGGUGAAGGGAGCGGAGCGCCACAGGAAGUCAGCACCCCGGUGGGCUGGAACAGGGGCAGCGGAGGGCCGGCUCCGCCCGGCCCGGCCCGGCGCGGCUCAGCGCCCGCAGCGGCCGUCCGCGGACUGCAACCGCCGCCGCCCCCCAUGUCGCUGCCGCUGGUGCUGCCGGGCUCCUGCUGUCCCGUCCCGGGGCUCGCCCCGCUACCCCGCGCGGCGACGGCCACCACCGCCGGCACGGCGGCGUCGGCGGGCUCGCUGUCGGCCGCGUCCGCCCAGCCCUCGCUGCCGUCGCUGAGCUCUCGCGGCUGCCUCCCCGGCUUGCCGCAACACUGCGACCCGCUCCCCGACGACCAAUCCGCCGGGCCGGACCCAGACGCCGACCUGCUGCCGUCCCGACCGCUGCUUUUGCUGGGGCUGCUGCAGAUCGUCCUGGGCUGCUCUCUGGUGGCGCUGAACUUCGGGGCGCUGUCGCUGAGCAGCGCCCCGCAGGUGAAGAACGCUUGUCCCUUCUGGGCCGGCUCUUCGGUAAUCUUAUCUGGAAUCCUAGGCUUAACAACAUGGAAGAGGCCGAUGAUGCUUUUGGCUAACCUAUUUGUUCUGCUGUCUAUCAUCUGUGUUCUGCUGAACCUGGCUGGAUUUAUAUUAGGAUGUCAAGGCGUUCAGUUUGUCGCUGGUGUACCCAGAUGCGAUUUGGUGGAUAUGGGUGAAGACAAGAUUUGUCUCUGCUGUGAAGAAUUUCUUCUCACCAAAUGCAUAGAACAAGAGACUGUGCUGAAGCUGUUCCACGUGAAGUCGUGCAGUGCUGCUCACCUUCUCCUCAAGAAAGUUCUCUUUGCUCUUUGUGCCCUGAAUGCUCUCACCACCACAGUUUGCUUGGUAUCGGCUGCCCUGCGUUACUUGCAGAUUUUUACAACAAGAAGAUCCUGCAUAGAUGAACCUCAGAUUGAAGACCAAGAUCACAUUUUGGAUCCUGAUGAUUUUGUCCCACCUGUGCCACCUCCCUCCUAUUUUGCAACUUUUUAUUCCUGUACUCCACAAACAAGUGACAGGAUGCUUGGCUCCGAUGUGAUUCCAUUGCCCCAUAUUUAUGGAGCGCGAAUCAAAGGCGUUGAAGUGUUCUACCCUCUGGACCCACCUCCUCCUUACGAAGAUGUGUGGAGCCAGGAUAACUCUGAGCAGGAAGGUGCACUACAAAUAAGUGUCGUGGAAGUUGUUAUUGAUUCGGAGGAAGCGAGUGACAGGGAGGCCUCUCAAGGUGAGGAAAUUCCUGAGUCUCCCAGCAGAGUGAGCCUUUCACCUUCAAAUGCAAGCCUGGUGCCUGCGGACGGCAUGCCUGAGAGCGCCUUCAAUCCUUUGGAGAAACGGUCUAAGAGUGACCCUGGGCUGCACUGCCGCUUUCUUCAAGGGGCAGUGCUCAGCUGUGAAGCUGCCACGCAGACUGAAGUAAAACCACAACUCUGCACUGUCACCUUGUGGAAGAGUUUGAGAGCAAGAGCUUUGAGGCGAAGACCCCAAUCUUUGAUAGACUACAAGUCUUACACAGACACUAAACAGCUUGUGGCGUGGAUCCUAGAGCAGUCCUCUGGCAGCAUGAGUCCUGACGUACAUGAAUUGGUGGAAAAUAUCAAGUCUGUUUUAAAAUCAGAUGAGAAACAUAUGGCAGAAGCUAUCACUAGUGCCACCUACCUUGAGCAGGUGAUGAUGCCUGCCCAGCAAGGCAUGUCAUUGAAUGCCCAUGUGUUACCUCUCAGACGACAUCCUGGAUUGCUACACCUGGAGAGCUGUGGUGACCUGAGUACCUUCACCAUAUAUGAAGAUCAGCUAGCAGAGAGGAGGAUCCAGAGAGCAGGACAUGAACGGCCUCACAGUCUUAUUGGCGUUGUCAGGGAAACCGUACUUUGAGCUGUUUCCUGUUUAUUCCUCAGUAGAGCACUUCUGUCAGACAUACUCCACAGGAAAAUAGUCUCUGACAAGUAGGUGGGAAAGUGUAUUGAUAAUCUUUUUUUUAUAUACACUCAUGCUCAGACUCCUAAGGGGAAGCUCAUUCUGCAAAGCCUAUUACGCAGAUCGCAAGCUGGCAUUUAUUGGGCUGCUCAGGUGCAACUGGUCUGUUUGCGAUAUGGUACUGUCUUGUUGCAUCUCGCUGGUCUAUCACCACGUGGGAUGGAUCUGCUUUUUUUUUACUCAGAAGAGAGACGGCAGAAGGGGAUCUCCGCCUUGGUUUACCAGGGAGAGGCAAGGACAAGUAAUACGUGUGUGCGCUUUGUAUCUCAUUGGAGAACAGGGACGGCGUCAAUGCCUGUGUUCGUCUGGUGUGUGUUGCUGUAGCUCCACUGAUUUAUUUUUUAUUUAUUUAUUUUUUUGCUCACAUAUAGCAAUUUAUGUCCUAGUAGGGGUCCUUGUUAUGUUCCAGCUGACAUCCACGCUGGAAGAAUGUACGCAGCUAUCUCAAAUCCUUUGCAGACGUGCAGGUGACUACCUGAUGUUGUUUUGGCAGUCUUAACCACUAGGCCACAGCGGCCCGUGAGUUGACACCCGCUCAUUAAUAGACAAAUGUAGAUGCCAGUUGCCUCAAGCUGUUGACUGCAGAUAGUUUGUUAAGAUCUGUUCUAUAUGUAUGCUGCUAACAUGGAAUACACCAAGUAUUUCCAGAUGCUGGGAUCAGACAUACAAAUUUUAUUUGCAAGGCAAGUUGUAGCCUUCUGUCUCUCAGCAGGAUGGCUAAAUGUUCCUGCUGCUAUUUUAAUGAUAAAGCUUCAUUUACAAAUUAUUAAGUAGCUUUCCUACUGCAAACCAAAAAGCUUUAAAGUAAGUUUUAAUUAAGCUUGUUUAGAAGUAGAAACUGUGGUAUCUUUCGG